Aphanomyces invadans is the source of this 1971-nucleotide messenger RNA. RefSeq lists its product as hypothetical. NCBI's taxonomy places the organism in Eukaryota, Oomycota, Saprolegniomycetes, Saprolegniales, Verrucalvaceae. Bases 128 to 1375 code for a protein of 415 amino acids. The transcript has 2 exons. The record is from RefSeq and is a predicted model, not a curated record.
CGAACGAGGCGGCAAGUUUACGUCGUUCCAACUUGAAAUCCAUCUUUCAUCUUUUGCCUUUGAAUCGAUUCCAAGUCGAACAUUUCGUGACAGCCCCUGUUGUGCUGUGAAACGGUCUCGAACCGACAUGGCGCCGACCGCCGAUGACGAAAGCGCGGUCCGAGAGGACGAAGCAGGUCUAUUGCGGAAAACGCCGCCGUCCGUCGCGUCGUCCUACGUGAAUGGUGUACCCAACCUAUGCCACCCCAAGCACAUUGGGCUCAUGAUCACGUACGCCGGUGUCGGCAUCCUUCAUGGGGCGUUCCCACGCACCGUGUAUCCAUUCUUUCGCAUGUACUUGAACAUGGACGGGUAUCAAGUCGCGGCAUGCACGAGCAUCAUCGACAUGGCGUGGUCUUUCAAAGUCUUCUUCGGUCUCGUCAGCGACAGCGUGCCCGUGUGGGGCUUCCGUCGCCGUCCGUACGUGCUGCUGGGGUGGUUGAUCGCCCUCGGCUUCAUGCUGCACAUUGCGAAUACGCCGACCGAAGCGCCGUACUACGUCAAGGGACAAAUCUUGUCGGUCCCGAACGUCCAGCUGCGCCGCGUCGACAACCCCCACGCCCCUGCCGACGGCACCAAGUACAUCCUUCUCCUCAUGGGCGCCAGCAUGGGGUAUGUCAUGGCGGACGUUGCGUGUGAUGCGGCCAUGGUCGAGCUCGCGCAGACCGAGAGGGAAGACGUUCGCGGCCAUACGCAGAGCUGGUCGUACAUCAUCAAGUACGUGUUCAACAGCCUUGCGACGGGAAUCGUGGGCGUGGUGCUGAAUGGCCCAGAGUACGGCGGUGCGUUUUCGUGGUCCAUCUCGUUCAACGCGCUCAUGUGGGCCCUGUGCUGCGUCGUGCUUGCCGUCCUCCCGGCCGUGCUGGUCUUCCCGGACAACAUCCCGGACAACGUGUCGCCACUCUCGGACAAGUGCCGCGACAUGUUUGCCGUGUGCACGCAGCGCGCGAUCUGGCAGACGAUGUGGUUCCAGUACUUGAACGGGUUUUUCCUCGGGUUCGACGCGGCCCCGAGCAGCGUCGUCGCGUCCGACUGGGCCCACGUCGAGCCGAUCAACGACAGCAUCUUCAGCAUGGCAUCGACCGCGUUGAUGGCGUUUGGGAUGGUCCUGACAAACUGGUACUUUCUCGACGCGGACUGGCGCGUCUUGGUCGCAUUGACGACGGUCGCCAUCGUCGCCGUCGACUCGUUCGUGAGCGCGCUGACGAUCGGCGACAUCGUACGGAACCAGUGGUUUUACCUGGGCGCGCCCGUGCUCAACAAUUUGCCGCAGGGCAUUCGGUUCGUCGUGUCGGGGUAUGCCGUUGCUGGUGUCGUCGCGUUGUGUUGUGGCUGACGUGUGGCGCUGCAGGUUUGUGACCGUCGAAGUCACGGACGCCGGCCACGAAGGCGCCACGUACGGCCUGGUCACGACGGUUGGCAACCUCGCGACGCCGCUCGCGAGCGCCGCAUCCAGUUUCAUCGAUGGAUUCUUCCACGUGUACCAAACCGACAUUGACCGCGACACGCCCGACGUCCGCAAUCGCGUUGCGUACACGUACGGGAUUGCGUACGCGAUGAAGUUGACGAGCCUCGUGACGUUGCUAUUGCUGCCAGCACAGAAGCGCCAAGCUCAAACGCUGAAGCGAGAAGGGGGCCGCCAGCCGUGGAUUGGGACGCUGACGCUGGCCGUCACGGGGCUCUCCCUCGUCGUUGGCGUCGGCACAAACCUCCUUGCGAUACUCCCCGCCACGUCCUGCAUGAAGAUGGCGGGUGGACCAGGAUGCAACCCCCACACGAGUGCGUUCGCGGGGUGGUAACCAUUUGCGUUGCAUGGACUGUCGGAGGGUGUCGAGCCUAGGGCGCUACUAGUUUUCUCGUUGUUGAUGUAUCCAUGGUUUUGUUGUACAUGACGCCCCCUCCGGAACAAGGUCCCCAUCACAUGCAGCACGC